Messenger RNA from Stereum hirsutum FP-91666 SS1, 366 nucleotides. RefSeq lists its product as uncharacterized. Gene Ontology annotation, biological process: protein insertion into mitochondrial inner membrane; protein import into mitochondrial matrix. The coding region runs from base 1 to 366 and encodes 121 amino acids. The record is from RefSeq and is a predicted model, not a curated record. Gene Ontology annotation, cellular component: TIM23 mitochondrial import inner membrane translocase complex. Lineage: Eukaryota; Fungi; Basidiomycota; Agaricomycetes; Russulales; Stereaceae. The transcript is spliced from 5 exons.
AUGGCUCACAAUCCUCGCGUCCAAGGACCCUCAAUUUUCGAAAAGAUGAAGAUGGGUGCCCUGAUGGGUGGUGGUGUGGGUCUCACCAUUGGCUUCAUCUUUGGAUCCUAUAGUAUCCUCCGAGGCGGAGCAGGUCCACGCGGUGCCCUCGCCACACUUUCACAAUACAUGCUCAGCAGCGCAGCCACCUUCUCAUUUUUCCUCUCCGUCGGUUCCGUCAUCCGAAACGACUCCCUCAUGCCUCCCCACCUCGAAGCCGCUCGCCUCCAAAUGCUCCCACCAACAAUCCGGUCACGAGCCGAGGGCGCCACUCUGAUCCGUUCACGAUGGCAAGCCGAGCGCGAAAAACUCCGGUCACAGUCAUAA